CUGCGGGCGACCAAUUGCGUCAAGGGUCCAAUCAUUCUGCACAGAACUUUUGCUCGUCGGCUUGCGGCCUCUAUCCGCCUUCAAGUUCGCAAACGUUUGCCCAACAAAGAAGCGGCGACGAGGAGAGCGCGAGGUUGUGGGUCCGGCCUGAAAAAAAAAAGGUUAACUAGCGGAGGAGGCAUCCCACCGGAUCGGAAGCCCGCGAGUCGAAGAUGGAGCGACGAUAUUCCUUCUCCCCGGCGACCAGGCGGUGUCCAGCGAACCACACGGUACCGGCGUUUCCGAAAGCGGGCCGCCAAGCCGACCGUUCAAGUUCCGGGGAUGACCACCACGGGGCCCCGAGAUCUGCGGAGUCGGCCGCCUGUUUCUCGGCCUCGUGCUUUACGGUGAUAGAUGUCGUUAUUUUUUGUUCUCCGUAUACUCGCAACCUUUCCUUUGCGUUGUUACGGCAGCGAGGGGACCAAGAGCCCGUAGAAGCGGUGAGAAUGGCUUCAGAAGCCAGUCCCCUGCUGGCUCGUUCGCCGAGGCCGUUUGCGACUGCCCACAAUGCUCCAUCAAACCCGGACCCCCCUCCCGCGAGCACUCCACAACGGGACCCAACCGCACCGCAGAGGAAAAGUCGGCUGCAUCCUUGCGGCGUGGUCCGAGACUUUUGAGUGCGUUG
Messenger RNA from Thermothelomyces thermophilus ATCC 42464, 664 nucleotides. RefSeq lists its product as uncharacterized. Bases 486 to 656 code for a protein of 56 amino acids. NCBI's taxonomy places the organism in Eukaryota, Fungi, Ascomycota, Sordariomycetes, Sordariales, Chaetomiaceae. The transcript has a single exon. The record is from RefSeq and is a predicted model, not a curated record.